CACGCCACGUCACCUAGUGCCUGUACUGGGACCGCAAAGCUUAUUUGGAGUGUAAAGUUCUUCAACUUUUCUAUCAAAGGGAACAAAUAUACUUAGGAAAUGCACUGAUCCAGACUCCUCUCACAGAAGAAGUGCACAAGAAGAACAAAAGGAAGUUUCUUUGGUCUAAGCAGAGGCCCCUCUAAUGCACCAAAGGUUUGUGCAGAAUAUUGGUGAAGAUUUCCAAAUAAGAGAGGCAGUGUGAAUGCAAUUCCACCAGGAGAGAAGGCGAUUUCCUUACCUACAGGAAAAGGAAAUUUAAUGGAAAGGACUCGUUUAGUAAGCCGCUGAAGAACGAGGAAGAGAAAUACCCUUAUAGAGGCUGCAAGAGGGGAACGUAGAAAGCAUCUAUUAAGAAAAGUUAAGAGAACUGCUGUAGGCAUCUUCCUUUCCAAGACAAAUUAACUGAUUUUCCUUCAGAGCCCUCUCUGGGACAUUCUUGACUCAUCAUGAAUAUAUUUCGAAUCCUGGGAGAUGUCUCACACCUCUUAGCUAUGGUCAUAUUGCUGGCGAAGAUCUGGAGAUCAAAGUCUUGUGCUGGCAUCUCAGGGAAGAGCCAGAUCCUUUUUGCACUUGUUUUCACAAGUCGUUACCUUGACCUAGUGAUAAACUUCAUCUCCAUCUAUAAUACUGUCAUGAAGGUUGUUUUCUUAAUUUGUGCCUACAUUACUGUAUACCUGAUCUACGGGAAAUUCCGGAAAACCUUUGACAGUGAGAAUGAUUCUUUCCGUCUCGAAUUCCUUUUGGUCCCUGUCACAGGCCUGUCAUUUUUGGAGAACUACAGUUUCACCCCUUUAGAGAUCCUCUGGACUUUCUCAAUUUAUCUAGAGUCAGUGGCCAUCCUUCCACAGCUCUUCAUGAUUAGCAAAACAGGUGAAGCUGAGACAAUCACUACCCACUACCUUUUCUUCUUGGGCCUCUAUCGUGCUCUCUAUCUUGCCAACUGGAUCUGGCGUUACCACACAGAGAACUUCUACGAUCAAAUUGCUGUGGUUUCUGGAGUCGUACAGACCAUCUUCUACUGCGAUUUUUUUUAUCUCUAUGUCACUAAAGUAUUAAAAGGAAAGAAACUGGGUCUUCCCAUGCCGAUCUGAUGAUGCACGUAAGUGGAACAAGCUCCUGAUGACCCUGCUCCAGGACCACAGGAUGUUUUCUCUGUUCUUCUGCCCUAUGGCUUAGCUAGUAUUCAGAGAAAUUGUCUGUUCCUCUACACUGUAACUAGCAAACUCCAGACUGUGCCAGAGCACCUGAGGUCUGGAUAGCUAACACUUCUGGCUUGGCACUUCCUGACUAGUGUUGAGCAAGACUUAAGUUUUACAUUUUCUUUUGUAUUGGCGUGUUCCUUUGAUGACUGAACUAUGCUUGUGACAAAUAAAAAUAGUACAAACUA
Elgaria multicarinata webbii is the source of this 1429-nucleotide messenger RNA. It is a transcript of the gene KDELR3, whose product is annotated as KDEL endoplasmic reticulum protein retention receptor 3. Lineage: Eukaryota; Metazoa; Chordata; Lepidosauria; Squamata; Anguidae. Gene Ontology annotation, biological process: protein retention in ER lumen; endoplasmic reticulum to Golgi vesicle-mediated transport. Gene Ontology annotation, cellular component: cis-Golgi network; endoplasmic reticulum; membrane. The transcript is spliced from 5 exons. Gene Ontology annotation, molecular function: ER lumen protein retrieval receptor activity. Bases 489 to 1133 code for a protein of 214 amino acids. The record is from RefSeq and is a predicted model, not a curated record.